ACAUCAACAAAAUGUCUCAAAUUCAUCUCACGGAAUGUUUUGACGUGCGACAAGAAAUGCAAAAAUUCCUUCCACGCACCUCGGGAUACGCCACAAAAGCUCUGCACGACGGUCAAAGCAGCGACAAAUGGACUUCGGGCGCAAAUGUGCCGCCAAUUCAUCUCACUUCGACGUACAAAAUUAACGACAUUGAAAAUAUUCAAAAUAUCUACGGGCGGUACGAUAAUCCGAACCGAACUUGUCUCCAAGAAUGCUUGGCGUCGUUGGAUAAUGCGAAAUAUUGCUUGACUUUUGGCUCCGGGAUGGCAACGAUGACGACAAUUUUUUUGUCUCUCAAGUCGGGCGAUCACAUUUUGUUCGGUUACGACACGUAUGGCGGUUAUUACGAUUUUAUUGUACGUCAAGGAGUAGCGAAAAACAUGGGAAUUGAAGUCUCGUUCGUUGAUAUGAGGGAUUUGGAGCUUGUUAGAAGAAACGUGAAACCAAAUACGGCAAUGGCUUUUUUUGAUACGCCAACAAAUCCGUUACUCCGAGUUUUUGAUGUGAAAAAAGUUUGCGAAUUAAUUCACGGAAUUAACGAGGAAAUUGUGAUUUUUUGCGAUAAUACGUUUUUGACGCCGUAUUUUAUGCAUCCGCUGGAGUUGGGAGCUGAUGUUGCCGUUUAUUCGCUGAGCAAAUAUUUGAAUGGACAUGGAGAUGUUAUUAUGGGCGGUUUAACAACAAAUAACGAAAAAAUCUACACUCGCCUCAAAGCUUUGCAAAAAACGGCGGGGGCAAUUCCCUCCCCCUUCGACUGUUACAUGGCAAAUCGUGGCUUAAACACUUUAUCUUUCCGCAUGGAGCAACAUUUUCGCAACGGAUUAAUUGUCGGAAAAUUCUUGGAACGUCAUCCAAAAGUAGAGCGAGUCAUUCAUCCGGGACUUGAAAGUCAUUCCGAACACAAAAUCGCGAUCAAACAAGCACGAGGUCACAGCGGAAUGUUAAGUUUCUACUUAAAAAAUGCGGAUUUGAAAAAGUCAAAAGAACUUUUGGCGAAUUUAAAGUUAAUCGUGACAGCUGGAAGUCUCGGAAAUAUGAAAUCGAGUGCAAAUAUUGCUGCUUUGAUAUCAAGUGCAUCAAUGCCAAAGGAGGAGAAAGAAGCUCUUGGUAUCACGGAUAACUUGAUAAGGCUCUCAAUUGGCACGGAGGAUCCUGAAGAUAUCGUUGGCGAUUUGCAACAAGCAUUGGAAAGGCUUUAAGAAAGUUUUAUUUUUUAAUAUUUUUCUUAUCGAGGUCAAUGACAAUUAGGAUAACGAUAAAAACAAACCACUUGAGAUAUGCAUUCAGAGUUAUAAAAAUAUUAUUUAAUGAGAUAAAGAUUUGUUUUUAGCAUAAUAUUAAAAGAAAAAUUGAUUUUUAGUUGAAAAUUUU
This is a messenger RNA of Culicoides brevitarsis, 1410 nucleotides long. RefSeq names its product putative cystathionine gamma-lyase 2. NCBI's taxonomy places the organism in Eukaryota, Metazoa, Arthropoda, Insecta, Diptera, Ceratopogonidae. Gene Ontology annotation, biological process: transsulfuration. The record is from RefSeq and is a predicted model, not a curated record. Gene Ontology annotation, cellular component: cytoplasm. Bases 12 to 1238 code for a protein of 408 amino acids. Gene Ontology annotation, molecular function: pyridoxal phosphate binding; carbon-sulfur lyase activity. The transcript has 4 exons.